AUGUUGCUGCUGCUGCCGGACGCAGCGACCAAGGAGUCUGAUUCGGCGUCGCACCUGUCGACUCAGAGUUACCGUGGUGAAGCUAACAACGACGCCCACGAUGCCCAGUCAACACGAUCACACAUGUCAGCGUUGGAGAGAGUACAGACCCAGCUUGGCUUUUUCAAUCCGAGAAUGAAGCCAGUGAGAAAUCGCAUGGUGAUGAAGUUUGCCCUGAUAUACGUGAUCAUGGCGGUGUUGAUGUUGGGGAUUUUCUCGAUAUACUGGGGGUCAAUGAUGCACAGAGACGACCACAUGAAGUACUUGAAAUUCCUAGUGAUGGUGGAGGAUGUCGAUACUAUCGAUGGGGUACCUCCUCUUUUCGGUAACCGCGUGAUUGACGUUGUGACGCUGCUGGAAGCUCGCGACUACGGUGAUUGGCAGGUGUAUACCCCACUGAACUUUAGUGACAUUCGUCCUAAGCAUUCUAGGGGCCAUACUCAAGCGGAUGUCGAGGAAUUGGUUCAUAAACAAAAGUUUUGGGGAGCUAUUCACGUUAAAGCUAACGCCACCCACCAUUUAUAUGAAGCAUUGUUAAAUGCGAACACCUCCUAUAAUGCCGGUACAGGAUCCUGGAAACUUGUUUACGAGACUGGACGUGAUUUUAACAAUGUCCCCAGUUACGUGGUUCCCAAUAGUCAGGUUAUCGAACGGAUGGUCUUGGCUCAUCAGAAAGAGAUGAACGGUCAAUUGAUUGAUAUCCUUCGCCAACAGGGCAAAAACACCUCAGAGAUUUUGGAUAAAGGGUGGCAGGUACUCACCCAAUCGCUCAACUUUGAAAUGAAGGACUUGCGACCAUUAACCCAACCACAGGUAAUGGCACCGGCACAGGUGGGGUUGAUUUUCUUGAUUAUCGUCACGUUUUUCCAGUUCAACUUCUUCGUUGACUUUCACAAAACCAUCGCCGGGUACCCGAUGAAGAAACCCCACUAUUUGCUCUACCGGCUUUUGGGGUCGUUCCUCACCUAUUUCUGGCUUUCGCUCAUGUACUCGUUGAUCUCGUUAGCCUUCCAGAUUGACUUUACUAAGGCAUUUGGUCGCGGCGGUUUCCCCGUCUACUGGAUGACGAUAUGGCUUACUAUGGGUGCCGUGGGUGGGAUGAACGAAAUCAUGGCCCACGUCCUCAUCAUGGUGUUCCCGCCCUGUCUUGGGUUCUGGUUGAUCUUCUGGGUUAUCAUUAACGUGUCGUGUACGUUUACCCCGAUGGCUCUCACCGCUAACUUUUACCGCUACGGGUACGGUUUACCCAUUUAUAACGCCAAUGAGAUCAUCAAAGUGAUCUUUUUUGACACCCAUAAGGGCCACAUGGGUCGUAAUUAUGGGAUCCUCGUGGCGUGGGUGGUGUUGACGAAUAUCUUAUUGGCUUUGGUGCUCCCCAUUUUCGGUAAAGUGAUGGGUAAAAAAGCCCUCAAGUUGAAGCGAGAGGCCGAGGAAGAAGCAGCUAGACAGAAGUCGGUGUAG
Molecule: messenger RNA, 1500 nt
Organism: Diutina rugosa
Lineage: Eukaryota; Fungi; Ascomycota; Pichiomycetes; Serinales; Debaryomycetaceae
Product: SNG1 family protein
Exons: 1
Coding region: 1-1500 (499 amino acids)
Cellular component (GO): membrane
Source: RefSeq, a predicted model, not a curated record